This is a messenger RNA of Prorocentrum cordatum, 1494 nucleotides long. The record is from the annotation of a GenBank genome assembly. Lineage: Eukaryota; Dinophyceae; Prorocentrales; Prorocentraceae.
UGAGGGGGCGGCAUGUGCCCUGGCCAGUUUUUUUCGUCCGCAUGGAAGCGCCCCGUUCCCCAGGGGGAACCGCAUUUUUGUCGGCCCCCCAGGUGGAUGGCCCGUUUCGAGGCGCACAAGAAGUGGACUUCGGAAUGGGGGUCGGUUUCAGAAAAGGUGGACAGCGUCUUAGAGAAACUAUGGAAGAGCUCAGCAAAAAUGACACUGUGCCCGUUCGUGAAACUGCAUGCGAAGAUCCUUUCGCUCAAGACGGACCCGGCGGACAUCCAGGCGGUCGCCGGGUGCGACUCCGAGAAGCUCAGCCAGGUGAAGGACUCGCUCUGCAGGCUCGUCACCCAUGGCAACGUUGGCCUGCUGAUGUUCGGCGCGGAAGUCGGCAAGAGCACCUCGCAUGCCGUCCGGCUCGCGAUCGAGAAGGUCAUCCGCGAGUUCAACGUCCAGGGGAACGUCUUCAACUCCGAGACGGUGGCGGCUACUAAGGCCAAAGCGUUGGCUGCCGUGGGCGCGGUGGCCAACUUGAACCUGAUGCCGCGGCAUCGCCAGGCGGAGGGGCGCUAUCGAGGUCAAGCGAUGAAGGCCCCCGUGGCCUCCAUCGAGGCGGAGGUCUCGUGGCGCAUAAGCUUGGCGUGGAAGGGCCUCGGGGUCCAGCAGAACGUCUUGAACAAAGUGUGGUUCGAGGACCUUGUCGUCCCAGAGGGUGCGAAGCAGGGUGGGGGCGCCACGGUGGACCCAGAGUUGGCGGAUGCCCCCGACGUCGCGAGGGCCUUGAUGAAGGACGUUGUCGAGGAUUCGGGCGUCGACACUGGAGAUGAGAUCGUCCGGACAGUCUCCAACAACGCGGCCCGCCUCAUCAUGCAGGAUCGGGAGGCGCAGGUGGAGAUUUCCUUGGUUGACCUCCUGGGCGGAUCCACGAGCGUGCUGCGCGUGAAGACCCACAUUCUGCAGUGCAUGCCUGAUGCUACCGCGGUCGUGGAGAGAGAGGCCACCCUGCAUCGACUCACGCAGUUGGCUCGCAAGGAUGUGAACAAGUACGCCUCCAUUACAGCGAGGGCCAAGCUGGAAACCGCCAUCAAGAUCAUGGGUCGGAUCGUGGAUGGUGUGUGCCCCGAUUUGGACGCUGUGAAGCAGUGCCCUGUCUUGAAGGACUUUUACGACCGCUUGCAGUUCUUCGUGCGCCACGUGCCGCCUGAAGGCGCCGCGGCUCCCUCGGCCCCCGCGGUCGGCGCGGCGGCGAUCAGGGCGCAGCUCGCCGACGCCGCCCAGAAGCACGCUUCAGGCGUCGCCACCCGCGCAGACAUUGAGGACCUCAAGGUUUUCGCCCAUUUGAUUCCUGAGGACAUUUCCGCGCAUGUAGCCGAUGUCAUCAAACGGGUCGAGGCGGCCGACCUUCCUUCGGCCGUGAAGGGCAAGAAGCCAGGCAAGAAGGCCCUGACAUCGUCCCAAAGUGGCGCGGCGGCCAGCGCAGCUGCGAAGGCAGCAACUUGUUUCGAUUAG